CGCGCACGUAUACACAUCCCAGCGUGCGCCCUCACGUACAACACACACACGCACACGCACACAGCUGGACACACAGCCGUACGGACCCCAAAUGCCGAGUUCCGGGCCUUGAGGCGUCCCGGCGCCCUGCCCCCGCGGCGGGCCGGGCGGCGCGCGCACCCGCAGACACGCGCACCCUCCCCGCGCGGCUCCACGCCCCUGGCCGCGGCCCGGGCGCUGUGCUGUGCAGCGCCGCGCGGCGGGCGGCGGGAGGCGGCGGCGGCGGCGGCCGAGAGAGCGGAGGAGGCGGAGCAGGGAGCCGGCAACCGCUGGCCCGCGCUCCUCCUGCCGGCCGGGGAUUUUCCAGCCUGGGCGCUGACGCCGCGGUCCUCCCUGCGGCCGCCGCGGACCAUGGGCGACAAAGGGACACGGGUGUUCAAGAAAGCGAGUCCAAAUGGAAAGCUCACCGUCUAUCUGGGAAAGCGGGACUUUGUGGACCACAUCGACCUCGUGGACCCUGUGGAUGGUGUGGUCCUGGUGGAUCCUGAGUACCUCAAGGAGAGAAGAGUCUAUGUGACACUGACCUGCGCCUUCCGCUAUGGCCGGGAGGACCUGGAUGUCCUGGGCCUGACCUUUCGCAAGGACCUGUUUGUGGCCAAUGUGCAGUCCUUCCCGCCAGCACCCGAGGACAAGAAGCCCCUGACGCGGCUGCAGGAGCGCCUCAUCAAGAAGCUGGGGGAGCACGCCUACCCUUUCACCUUUGAGAUCCCUCCAAACCUCCCAUGCUCAGUGACGUUGCAGCCGGGGCCUGAAGACACAGGGAAGGCCUGUGGUGUCGACUAUGAAGUCAAAGCCUUCUGUGCAGAAAACCUGGAGGAGAAGAUUCACAAGCGGAAUUCUGUGCGCCUGGUUAUCAGGAAGGUUCAGUAUGCGCCCGAAAGGCCUGGACCCCAGCCCACAGCUGAGACCACCAGGCAGUUCCUCAUGUCGGACAAGCCAUUGCAUCUAGAGGCCUCUCUGGAUAAGGAGAUCUAUUACCACGGAGAGCCCAUCAGCGUCAAUGUUCACGUCACUAACAAUACCAACAAGACUGUGAAGAAGAUCAAGAUCUCGGUGCGCCAGUAUGCAGACAUCUGCCUUUUCAAUACGGCCCAGUACAAGUGCCCUGUGGCCAUGGAAGAGGCUGAUGACACAGUGGCACCCAGCUCGACAUUCUGCAAGGUUUAUACGCUGACCCCCUUCCUGGCCAACAACCGAGAGAAGCGGGGCCUUGCCCUAGAUGGGAAACUAAAGCAUGAAGACACGAACCUGGCUUCCAGCACCCUGUUGCGUGAAGGAGCCAAUAGGGAGAUCCUGGGCAUCAUCGUUUCCUACAAGGUGAAAGUGAAGCUGGUGGUGUCUCGGGGCGGCCUGUUGGGAGAUCUUGCAUCCAGUGAUGUGGCUGUGGAACUGCCCUUCACCCUAAUGCACCCCAAGCCCAAAGAGGAACCCCCACAUCGAGAAGUUCCAGAGAACGAGACGCCAGUAGAUACCAAUCUCAUAGAACUUGACACCAACGAUGACGACAUUGUGUUUGAGGACUUUGCCCGCCAGAGACUGAAAGGCAUGAAGGAUGACAAGGAGGAAGAGGAAGAUGGUACGGGCUCUCCACUGCUCAACGACAGAUAGACUGGGCAGCCUCCCCUGGCAGCUCCAGGUCCACCCCAUGCACUAGGAUGCUUACUCGUCUUCUCCCUGUUCUGGCUCCCCUCCUCUUUGUUCUUCCAGUUUCUGCCCAGGGCCUUGCGGUCCUCCAGGCCGUGGUUCCUGGAGCCAUGCCUCAGGACUGGCCCCACAUCAGCAUGUCAGCAGGGCCGCCCAUGCCACGUUCACCCCUUCACUGCAGUCACCUCUCCAUCCCUCCUCUUUUCCUGCCGACCCCCAGAAAGGUCACCAUGGCUCUGACCUUGGAAUUUGACUUGGGAUGGGGGGCAGAAUGGGGGAGGAUGGGACACAGGGCUUGGACAGGUGGGCAUGAGGGCUUAGGACACAUGAGAGGAUGUCCACAGUCCCAGGUGGUUAACACAGUUCUGGCAGCUAAAAGAUGACCACAUGAAGGCCACCCUCUUCUGGAGGGAGGGGCAGACUGUGGACAGAUUCUCAACGCCUCUGUGCAGUUCAGACCCACCAGACCCUCACCCCUUGCACCCCCUUCUCCACUGCAUGUCCCUCAGUGUGGACAGUGACUUUGAUGAAGGUUCGUAAGCCCCAGGAGUUCGAUGGACAGACUUUCUUACCAGCAGUUACUUAGUCUAAAGCAAGCUGUGUGAACUAGCCAAGUCUAUCUCAGUAUUGUCAGGAUGUAACACCCCAGCUACCUUGUAUCUUACGUGUGUCUUCUAUCUAUAAAUAGAGAGAGAAAGGAGGGGCCUUCAGAGAGCACCAACUCCUAGCAGAGGGAGCCACAGCUCCUGUGAGGUUUCCUGAGGGUGGCUGUGAGAGAUGGCGGCAGGGAGGGGAGGGGAAGGAUCUUCCCCGUCCCCUGCUUCUGUCCCCUUAUGAGCGAUCAGCAGUCCCUCAGGAAGCAAGGCCGCAGGUCCAGAGGGAGCCCGAGCCACCAGGGUUCUCCUGCCUUCCCUUGAAGAUCUCCAGGGCUGGGCUGAGCUGGCCCUGCAGGCUGGGGGGAAGUGCCUGAGGCCACGGAGGGUCCUUCCUCAGAAGGUGGCAGGGUCCGUCGAGAUGCCCUCACCUACAGGGAAGGGAGCUGCUGGGUAGCAAAGAGCCCCUUGUUCCUUGGAGAACUGGUGACCCCUCAGUUCCCAGUGUCAUGGGUCCAGGACCCACUGGUUGAUGUUGGUGUGAUUGGGACCUGGGGUGUUCCCAGGACAACAGGAUGAUGAGGUAGAAAGUGUUGAAAGGCAACUAUGAUUAUCUGGCCUUUGAUGCUCACUUACUGUGUCACCUUGGGUGAGUUCCUUUCCCUCUCUGGGCCUCAGUUCUUUACCCAAAAAACCAAGGGUUUUGACCAUAUUAUCACAAAGGGCCUUCAGAGCUCUGGCCUCUUAAGAAUUUGUGAACAUUAGAGUUUCUGACCUGGUGGGUGGGCCAGAGCCACUGAUCCUGGUCCAUCUGCUUGCUGAGGGGAUUCAUUGGACCCCAGAGGAGAGCUUCAACCCCUGCCCUUCCCUCCACCCAUGCCUGCCACACCAGGCCUGGGAAUGGCUCAUCUUGGACCCCUGGAGGGUCGCCUGAUGUCAUGCUGUGGCCAUUAACUAGCAUGAGCUGCAUGGCCCUAGAGCCUGAAUAUGACAGAAGGGCAGAACUUGUAUUUGCUGAGGUUUGGAGUGAGGGUAGCCAGGAGUAGGGGAGCUUUUGAUAGGGCCUCAGUACCUCACAGCUUCCUGUGGAUGCAGACACCCUGAGGUUUACCUCAUACGCAAGGAAAUGUUCUGAUUAGCAGGGCAAGGGAUCUCUCCUCCAUUCCUACUCCCUUCUAUCUCUGUCCUAUACUUGCCUGAAAAGGGAGAAGACAAAAUUUUAUUAUACCAGUUGGGUCUCAACCCUUUUCAGUCCAGCCCCACCUGGGGUGGGCUAUGUAACGAUUUUCUAUGGUGAAAUUACCCAGUUCCCAUGCCUGGCACUGCCCCCCAGUCCUCCCUUCUGAACCUCAUGAAGACUCAACCCUAGGGACCCCUACCCCAUGUCAGAACUAAGUCAGCUCGGGGCAGCCACCCACCCGUGGCCAGUCCUGGGGUCCCAGCUGCAGGUGCCCUUGGCAUCCAGCCCCUAUCAGAGCUCGCCAGGCAGUUCACACCUUGUUUGGGCAGCUGUAGAAGUGAAGUGCUAAACAACCGUGUGCUCUCCAGUGUCUUACUCUGGCCCCUUUGGGCUGGUAUAAGACCCUUUAGGAUUUGGGGUGAUCAUUGCCCUACACACAAACCUCUUCCCCCAUUCCUAACCCAUACACACAAAAGAUUUGCCAGGCUGGUUUCUUGUGCUUCCUCCACGUCAAAAUCCCACUUGCCCUCUGAGUUUAUCCCGACGUUUACCUGAAAUUUCCCAGCUGCUGGAUGCAUCAGAGCCCCAUCCAGACGUUUACUCUUUGGGGCCAGGACUGCAGAGGUGGUCAAGUUCUUUUGGAUUUGGCUUUACUAUCCUUGGUUGACAACUUCUCUGCUCAAUGCCAAGCGCUGGAGACACAGUGAUGAGUCAGUCCCAGCCCCUGUCCUCAGGAAGCUCAGGGUCAGGGGAUAGUUACAGGGGGACGUAACAGGGAGCCAUUGUAUUCAGGGCUCCAUGGCUGCUGCUGGGCCAUAUAGUGCCUUGAUGUGAAUUAGAAAUCGUGCCCCUUCCAUAUGGAUUCAGCCCAUGUUAGGAGGCACAGCUUUGAGUGGCACGUGGGCCAGAGUUGAGCCCUGCCUGCCCCUGGGCUCAUCACCCUCCUGCACAGCCGUGCACUGCAGCCCAGUGGGACUCUUGUGCCUUCCUGAGGGAAAGGCCCAGAGCAUCUUUCCAAGCUUCUGGUCAGCUCCAGCCCACACCCACCCUGCAGCCCCAAACAUCAAAGAAUCUUUGCCCUGCAGGGUUCCUCUCCAUCUGGAGUCAGUCAGGUGAGACUUAAGAGUAAAACUAGGGGUGAGGGGGCCCUGCUGUGCCUAUCAGGGCUUGUGCUGACCAUGCAGCUCUACAGUGGGACUUCCGUUGGGCCAUGUGGGUUAUAGCUAGCAGUCUGGGCAGGAAGGAAGGGCAAAAAUCUGCAGGCAGAGGGCAAGCUGGACUUCCUCAUCAUUCCAACCACAAGAAGAGUUCAGUCUCUGUGAAGUUAAGGACUGAAUAACUUGGCUGGACUCCAUAGGCCUCCUCAGGCUCAAAGCCCAGACAGGUGAACUUGACCUCACCCAUGGUGCUGGUUCAGCUUGGGGAGUUGCCAACAAGCUGGUUCGCACAGGGUGCAGUGAAAAGCAUGCUGGUUUGGAAAGUCACAAUGCCUCUCAGUCCUGGUUUGUCACCAAACAGCUGAGGAGCCUUGAGCAAGUUGUUCAACCUCUUGGGCUCAGUUUCGCUAACUGUAAAGUGGGACAGCAAUCUCUUCCCCACCUGACUCAAGGAAUUGUGAGGCCCAGGUGAGAUGAGUCACCUCUGUAGGUUGCAAAUGGCUGCACAGCUCAUGGCCCUGCCCCUGUGGGGGAGUAGCCCAGGGUCACAUAGGAAGUUCCUGGGCUGAGCCUUCCUCCCACUAGUCUUCAUCUCUUGUGCCCUUCUUGCUUAGAUGUCAACCAGAAUGAGAAGCACCCAGUUGGACUCUGGUAGCCCAGCUGAAAGGGAAAUUCAGGCACUAUUUAGGAAUGAUAUGCCCAUGGACAGUGGUUCCAGCAACUACAACAGAAAGACAAGACAAAGAUACUGUCAGUGAUUGGGACAGGGGCAUGUACACUCCCCGAAGUGUCACUCACACUUCCCAUCUCUCAGACCCCGCAGAGGCCAAGAAACCUUGGCUCCGAUCCCAGGCUAGGAAGAGCCACCAGCCCCCAGGCCCAGGGAGGGCCAAGCCACCCCUACAUCAAAGAACUGUAAGUGUGAGGUGGAAUGGCAGUUGCCUGCUCAUUCCCUUCAAAGUACAAGGCCCCCUCAAGGGUCUACCCGAGCUGCCAAUGCUUCUUGGUGGCACUUGGGAGGGAUUCGUGCCUACAGAAAAUCCAGGCCUCCCUCUCUGAGAACUGACCCCCAGCUGACCCAUCUCCCAUUGGUUCUAGCAGCCCAUAAAGGCAGCUUCUGCCAGCAACUGGGACCUGGACACUCUACCCAUCCUGGAGGAAGGCAGUAGGACCCCAUCUUGAACUCAUAGGGUCUCAAGGAUAUAGGCCUCUACUUGUUCUUAUGUUUCUCUUUUUAAAGUCAACAAGGACCAAAAUGGGCUUUCCCCACCCUUUUGCAUAAGCCUGCAUUGGGUCUGGCAUUUUGCCACCCUGGCCCAGGAAGCUCCAUCACUUUUGCCCUCCCUCCAGGAGCAAGCUCCAUCACUUUUGGGCUACCUGUGGAGCGUGAUCUUCACCCCUACCAGUUCCCUGCAGGGUUACUGCACAGUGGCCUCAAAGAGAGGCCCACCAAAGGGGGAGAUCCUACCACCAUCACACUCUGCCAACUCUUCACCCUGAAAGGGAAGUCAAAGCACAGGUCCCUAGGACCCAUGACCUACAGACACUAUGACAGUAGUUUUCAAACCAGGUGCUGUGGAACACCUGGUGUCCACAGAGCUUUGUCAGGGGCUGCUAACGUGGGAAGAUGGGGGUGAAGACAAAGGAUAAGUCUUCAGCCCUCCCCCAGUCCCACUUCCACCAGAACAGCUCUGCUUUUAUCUAUUUUGCCUAUUGAGGUUUCACCUUCAAAUUUUGUUUUGAAGAAAAACUUCAAACCGCCAUUGGUUUGAUCUUAGACCAGCAAGCCAGGUUCUAUUCUUGCUUUUCAUGUUGGAAUGGCUCUACUAUUCCAAUACAAAGGAUCUUUGUAUUGGAACUUGGGUCACAGACCCAGGCCCAAGCAUUUGUUUAUUCACACAGACAUGCAUGUGUGCAUAUUUCAUGGUUUUGCAGCCCAUCCACCCAGAAACUCUCACCUGGAUUUGAUUUGGGCAGGGUCCUGGUGCUCAGUGAGGAUGGGUCUUCACCCUGAUAUUGGCCACACAGCAUGGGGGACCAUAGAACAAAGAAGCAGGCCCAGCCCCUACCCCACAACUUGUGUCUGCACCCCAAUAUGAUACUCUGCUUCCCUGGCCCAGGCCCAUGGGGUGGGUGAUGGGACAGAAGAAGAAACUAGAAUCAGAUUCCUCUUCACAGUCAGCCAGAUGGAUGAAAGUCCAUGUUUUCAUUAAAAAAAUGCCCAGGGAGGACCCUGUGAGGGCAAGAUCCCUCCAGAAACUUCUAAGCAGCAGGUUUCCCUUGAGCAGUUCUAAUAGGCUUCCACUGCUAUGUUUGUGGACCAAGUGUGGAGGCAGCAGGAGCUGCCUGAAGAGGUGCUGGUCCUCCACCUGCAGUCUGUUGGAUUCUCUCCCUACCAACCUGCCUGGGCCCCUCACCUGGGCUAAGGGGUAGGUGGGCACUUUGGUGGGACUUGGGCCAGCCCUUGGCACAGAAUCCUUCCUGGGCCCCCCACCCAGGGCAUUUGAGGUACAAAUGUGAGGCUCAGGGCACAGCAAGCCACAUGGCAUGGGAGAAAGUGCCAACAGGUGUUCUACAUUCUGCCCAAGCAUGCUCUUGGGAACCCCACUGACCUCAUUUUCCCCAUGUGUAAGAUGGGGUUAGUGCCAGGCUCUGCUCACCUCACAGGGAUUACAAGGGAGGGUCAUAGGAGAGGCAAGUAUGAGAGGUGGUGUCAUAUGACAGGUGGGAGCCUCACAAACUUGGGGUGCAGACCUGCAGAACACUUGGGAAUGAGUAUAGGAUGUGCCGUCUUACUUGGGCAUCUCUGCUCAGUAUUAAGGUCUAGUCACAGAUGCUAUCGUGGGCCUGCCUCUUCCUAGCCAUUGGGAGAAGUAUUCAGCCUGGCACAGUGACUAUGUGUGGAUUCUGGGCACAGGGAGUGACAGAUGUCUGGGACAGGUCUCCAGGUCUGUAGCCCUGAUGUUAAGUGAUUAUUUUGUGACACUCAUUCCUGGGCCACCUGUCAGGUUUAUCUGUUGUACCUGUGGCAUUCCUUGAUAUGUCAGAUAAGUUAUUGCAGUUUAUUCAAUUCUAACAAAACAAAUGAACAAAAGAACCAUAAAAAGGAGACCAUUAAAGGUCUUUUGUGACAAA
Molecule: messenger RNA, 7748 nt
Organism: Manis pentadactyla (Chinese pangolin)
Lineage: Eukaryota; Metazoa; Chordata; Mammalia; Pholidota; Manidae
Gene: ARRB1
Product: arrestin beta 1
Exons: 16
Coding region: 391-1647 (418 amino acids)
Biological process (GO): G protein-coupled receptor internalization; visual perception; signal transduction
Molecular function (GO): G protein-coupled receptor binding
Source: RefSeq, a predicted model, not a curated record